Apodemus sylvaticus (European woodmouse) is the source of this 820-nucleotide messenger RNA. RefSeq names its product RNA guanine-7 methyltransferase activating subunit (gene Ramac). The transcript is spliced from 3 exons. Gene Ontology annotation, molecular function: RNA binding. The coding region runs from base 152 to 508 and encodes 118 amino acids. NCBI's taxonomy places the organism in Eukaryota, Metazoa, Chordata, Mammalia, Rodentia, Muridae. Gene Ontology annotation, biological process: RNA 5'-cap (guanine-N7)-methylation. The record is from RefSeq and is a predicted model, not a curated record.
CCCUGCGCUCCGGAAGCGGAAGUCGGAUAGUUGAGGGAAUUCCUGAGCAUUUGGUUACCUUGGAGAGCGGUGUUGCGAGCUGCUGUGUGGACGCCCCAGGCCCCUCCGGUGCGUCUCGGGAAAGAUCAUAAAAAUUGUACAGAAUUUCAAGAUGAGUGAUACUUCUGAAGUGAUUCCAAAUUUUGAAGAGAUGUUUGCAAACAGAUUCACACAAGAAGACAAAGAAUACCAGGAAUACUUGAAACGCCCUCCUGAAUCCCCUCCAAUUGUUGAGGAAUGGAACAGCAGAGCUGGUGGUAACCAAAGAAAUAGAGGCAACUGGCUGCAAGACAACAGACAGUUCAGAGGCAGGGAUAACAGACGAGGAUGGCCAAGUGACAAUCGGUCAAAUCAGUGGCAUGGACGGUCAUGGGGUAACAAUUAUCCACAGCAAAGACCAGAGCCCUACUAUCAAGCACAGUACACACAGUAUGGCCACAACCAACGGCCUCCAUAUGGUUACUACUGACGGGUGUCGGCAGCUUUUAACAAAGACCUUUUAUUUUGACAACAUGCUAAAUGCUGUAUGUCCUCAGUUGGUCAUGGCUUUUCAUUCUGUUUUAAAGAAUGGGUUAUUAAUUCUUUAGAACUUGAGACUUGGGAAAAACUCAUCUUGUUAGAAAUGUGAUGGUUGAUGGGAAUAAAUUUACCAAAUGUGGAUUACAUUGCUUUGUCUUACAUAAUUUUGUUUUAUGAUUUAAUAGUGUUUGAAGUUUAGCCUGCUUUCCUUGUUUGGACUAUAGGGCUUCUGUAUCACAGAAAUAAACAUUUUUAAUUAAAA